AUGCUAAGAGCUUUUAAGACUGCUAUACCACGCAGUAAUGUGGUGGUAAGGAGACAAGGAGGUUUGAAUACUUUUUCCCUCCUAUCAAGAAGAUGCACAAACAAUGACUUGAGGUUGAUGGCUUUAAGUAAGAGAUGCUUUGCUACAGAUACUUUUUUACAAGGAAACAAUUCCAACUAUGUCGACGAGAUGUACGAGGCUUGGAAGCAAGACCCUUCAAGUGUUCAUGCCUCUUGGAACGCUUAUUUCAAAAAUAUCGAAAAUGACAAUAUUCCUCCAUCGAUGGCUUUUCAGGCUCCACCUACUUUGGUUCCACACGUUUCCGGUGGUGCCGCUGGUAUAUAUCCCAAAUCUUCAGGUGGCGGCAACGAAGAUGUUGUUACUCACUUGAAGGUGCAAUUACUAGUUAGAGCCUACCAAGUGAGAGGUCACCAAAAGGCUAAAAUCGAUCCAUUGGGAAUAUCGUUUGGCGAUAGUGCAAAAACACCAAAGGAAUUGACUUUGGACUAUUAUGGGUUCACUGAAAAGGACUUGGAUAAGGAAAUUACCUUGGGCCCGGGUAUUUUACCAAGAUUUGCUCAAGAUGGUAGAAAGGCAUUAACAUUGAGAGAAAUUAUUAAGAUAUGCGAGGAGUUGUACUGUUCAUCUUAUGGUGUGGAAUAUGUCCACAUCCCUUCAAAAGAACAAUGUGACUGGUUAAGAGAGCGAAUUGAGAUUCCUCAACCAUUUAAAUAUUCACAAGAUCAAAAGAGGCAGAUUUUGGAUCGUUUGAUUUGGGCUACUUCAUUCGAAUCAUUCUUGUCUACCAAAUUUGCAAACGACAAGAGAUUUGGUUUGGAAGGUUGUGAGGCUAUGGUGCCUGCUAUGAAAGCUUUGAUUGAUACCUCGGUGGAAUAUGGUAUCGAGGAUGUUGUUAUUGGUAUGGCACACAGAGGAAGAUUGAACAUGUUGUCCAAUGUUGUUCGUAAACCAAAUGAAUCGAUUUUCUCAGAAUUCUCAGGUUCAAGAGAAUUUGACGAAGGUUCAGGAGAUGUUAAAUAUCACUUGGGUAUGAAUUACGCUAGACCAACUACUUCGGGUAAACAUGUCAAUUUGUCCCUAGUUGCCAAUCCAUCCCAUUUGGAAGCCGAAGAUGGUGUAGUUUUGGGUAAAACGCGUGCUAUCCAACAAUAUAAAGGCGAUGUAGGCGAGUUCAAGAAAGCAAUGUCCGUUUUAUUGCACGGUGAUGCGGCAUUUGCGGCUCAAGGUGUUGUGUAUGAAACAAUGGGGUUCGCCAACUUGCCAGCUUAUUCUACUGGUGGUACCAUUCAUGUUAUUGUUAACAAUCAAAUUGGUUUCACCACUGAUCCAAGAUUUGCUCGAUCUACUUUAUACCCAUCAGAUAUUGCCAAGAGUAUUAAUGCUCCGAUAUUCCAUGUAAAUGCAGAUGAUGUUGAAGCAUGUACUUUUGUAUUCAACUUGGCUGCUGAAUGGAGAGCCACUUAUCACACAGAUUGUAUUAUUGAUGUUGUUGGAUACAGAAAACAUGGUCAUAAUGAAACUGAUCAGCCAUCAUUUACUCAACCAUUGAUGUACAAAGCAAUUUCCAAGAAAAAAUCUGUUAUUGACGUUUAUUCUAAACAAUUGAUUGACGAAGGAACAUUUACCGCCGAAGAUAUCGAUGAGCAUAAGAAAUGGGUCUGGAACAUUUUGGAGGAAUCGUUUGCCAAGGCCAAGGACUAUGAGCCAACAUCAAGAGAAUGGUUGACAACCCCUUGGGAAGAUUUCAAAUCACCAAAGGAAUUAGCCACUGAGGUUUUGCCACACUAUCCAACAGCUGUGGAUGAAGCAAUAUUAAAAAAGAUUGGUGCUGAUAUCUCUGAAGUACCAGAAGGUUUUGAAGUUCACAGAAACUUGAAGCGUAUUUUGAACCAAAGGAAAAAGACCGUUGAGUCAGGUGAAGGUAUAGACUACGCUACUGGUGAAGCACUUGCUUACGGUUCCUUGGCUCUUGAAGGUUACCACGUUAGAGUUUCUGGUCAAGAUGUUGAAAGAGGUACAUUUUCACAAAGACAUGCAGUUUUACAUGACCAGAAAUCAGAAAGCACGUGGACUCCAUUGGCUCACUUGAGUGAAGAUCAAGGUGUCUUUAGUAUAUCCAACUCAUCAUUGUCCGAGUAUGGUGUUCUUGGGUUUGAGUAUGGUUAUUCGUUAACAUCGCCAGAUGCUCUCGUUGAAUGGGAAGCACAAUUUGGUGAUUUCGCCAAUACUGCCCAAGUUGUUAUUGAUCAAUUUAUUGCUGGUGCUGAGUCUAAAUGGAAACAGAGAUCAGGUAUUGUUUUGUCGUUACCUCAUGGAUAUGAUGGCCAAGGUCCCGAGCACUCUUCAGGUAGAAUUGAAAGAUAUUUGCAAUUGUGUAAUGAAGAUCCCCGUUAUUUCCCAACACCGGAGAAAUUAGAACGUCAACAUCAAGACUGUAAUAUGCAAGUUGCAUAUCCAACAACUCCAGCCAAUGCUUUCCAUUUGUUGCGUCGUCAAAUGCAUAGACAAUUUAGAAAGCCAUUAAUCUUAUUCUUUUCCAAAUCAUUGUUACGUCAUCCAUUGGCUAGAUCCAAUUUGAGUGAAUUUACAGGAGAUUCGCAUUUUGAAUGGAUUAUUGAAGAUGUAUUGGGCGACAAGUCAGAAGUUAAACGAGUUGUAUUACUCACUGGUCAGGUAUAUGCCGCAUUGCAUAAAAGGCGGGCACAAUUGGAAGAUAAGUCGACUGCAUUCAUCAAGAUUGAACAGUUAAACCCAUUCCCAUUUGCACAAUUGCGCGAUGCAUUAGAAGGGUAUACAAAUAUUGAAGAUUUAGUAUGGGCACAAGAAGAGCCUUUGAAUAUGGGUGCUUGGUCGUUCAUUGUACCUAGAGUUAGAUCUACAUUACAGGAAACUGAAAAGUAUAAGGAUUUAAAGAUUAGAUAUGCUGGUAGAGAUCCAAGUGCUUCCGUUGCUGCUGGUACUAAAGCUAUGCAUUUAGCUGAAGAAGAAGAAGUUUUGGAACAAGUUUUUCAAUAG
Lodderomyces oxycetoniae is the source of this 3036-nucleotide messenger RNA. RefSeq names its product alpha-ketoglutarate dehydrogenase (gene KGD1). Gene Ontology annotation, molecular function: oxoglutarate dehydrogenase (succinyl-transferring) activity; thiamine pyrophosphate binding. The coding region runs from base 1 to 3036 and encodes 1011 amino acids. Gene Ontology annotation, cellular component: mitochondrion; oxoglutarate dehydrogenase complex. The transcript has a single exon. NCBI's taxonomy places the organism in Eukaryota, Fungi, Ascomycota, Pichiomycetes, Serinales, Debaryomycetaceae. The record is from RefSeq and is a predicted model, not a curated record. Gene Ontology annotation, biological process: tricarboxylic acid cycle.